This is a messenger RNA of Pristis pectinata (smalltooth sawfish), 3590 nucleotides long. Its product is annotated as calcium-responsive transactivator-like. Gene Ontology annotation, cellular component: nucleus. The record is from RefSeq and is a predicted model, not a curated record. Lineage: Eukaryota; Metazoa; Chordata; Chondrichthyes; Rhinopristiformes; Pristidae. Gene Ontology annotation, molecular function: transcription coactivator activity. Gene Ontology annotation, biological process: positive regulation of dendrite morphogenesis; positive regulation of transcription by RNA polymerase II.
AUGUCCGUGGCCUUUGCAUCAGCGCCAGCGGGGAAAGGGGAGGUCACUCAAGCUACCAUUCAGAAGAUGUUGGAUGAGAACAAUCAUUUGAUACAGUGUAUCAUGGAUUACCAGAGUAAAGGCAAAACUGCAGAAUGUUCUCAAUAUCAACAGAUGCUGCACAGAAAUUUGGUUUACUUGGCAACAAUAGCAGAUUCUAAUCAAAACAUGCAAUCAUUGCUACCUGCUCCACCUUCCCAAAACCUGUCUAUGGGACCAGGAGGAAUGAAUCUGUCUGGAUCAAAUCAAGCUUUGCAUUCACAGAAUGUUCCUAAUGACACUAUGGGGGGAGGGAUUCCGCCUUCCCCACUAAUGCAAAGCCAGAUGAGCAAUGGUCCUACUCAUGUUUCAGUGCAACAGUCAGGACCAGCCACAAUACCAAGUUCUUCAAUGAAUAUGCCUGUAAGUAACCAUGGAACACCAGGUGGUUAUAGUCAUUCUGUGCCCUCUUCACAAGGGAUGCAGAUGCAGGGUCAAAGUCAGUCGCUGGCAAACUAUGGAUCCCGGACAAACAUGAGCAUGCAAACCAGUCAAGUUCCCAUGAUACACCAGCAAGCUGCAACCCCACAUUACAAUACACCACAAGGAGGUGGGCAACAUUACCAGGGACAGUCGACUAUGGGAAUGAUGGGACAGAGUAACCAAGGCAGCAACAUAAUGGGGCAAAGGCCAAUAGGGCCUUAUAGAUCAACACAACAAGGGUCUUCUCAGCAAUACAUUGGACAGGAAGAUUACUAUGGUGAGCAAUAUGGACAUGCCCAAGGACCCACAGAUACCAUUAAUCAACAGUAUUAUCCUGAUGGUCACAGUGAAUAUGCAUAUCAACAAUCAUAUGCGGAACAAGGAUACGAGAGAUCAUUUGAGGAAUCCUCACAACAUUACUACGAAGGAGGAAAUUCACAGUAUGCCCAACAGCAAACUGCUUAUCAGCAGGGACCAACCCAGCAGCAGACUUACUCCCAGCAGCAAUAUCCUACUCAACAGAGCUAUCCAGGACAACAGCAAGGAUAUGGUGCAACACAGGGAGCCUCUUCUCAAUAUCCAGGUUACCAGCAGGGACAAGGCCAGCAAUAUGGAAAUUAUAGGACUGCUCAGCCAGGGCCCUCAGCUCAGCAACAGAGGCCUUAUGGAUAUGAACAGUGCAAUAAUCCAGCUGAGGUGCUAGACGUGAGUGUGGGACUGCAAAUCAACACAGCCAGCACCAUGACUUCAAAUCAGAAACGGGCCUCUGGCACAGCUUUGGAGGUACUGCAUACAGGCACAGUACGGAAACUACCAGCAAUAGGAAACAGCUGAUUGCCAUCACUGGAACAGUCGUGUAUACUACUUUGAUUUUUUUUACAGAGUAAAAUGAAGCAUGGACUGUCUUAUUUCAUGUCUGAGAGAUAGCUCAAAGCAGCUUCUGGAUGUAGUAGAAAUUUUCAUUCUUUUCAUGGUGAAUUGUAACAUUGCACUACCAAUGACAAGCCAAUCCGUAAUAGUUUUAGAUUUGGUGCUGUGAAUAUUGUAUGUUUUAAAUUGUUGCACUGUUGUACAAUUGCAUCUAUUAAUAGGAUUUCAAGUUGAUUACUAGUGCCCUUCCAAUCAUCCACUACAGAAACAUAAGAUGGUUUGAAAGUUUGCAGAUGCCCUCUGAAAUGCUGAAUUCUCCUGUUGAUUUAAGCAUCUGUGUGGUUAUACUAAAAUUUGCACUAUGAUUUGUUUCUUCCAUAUUUAAUGCAGUAUCUGAAUAUUGGAUAUAGGUCACUAAAAGUCACUUGUGUUUUUAGUAAAAUCUGAUCUGAAAGCAACAUGCUAAGUUUGUGCACGAAGUUUGCAGUUGUCUUUACCAGUGAACAAAACGUUGUAGGUAGUUUAAUAGAAAGCACGUGUCACCUUGGCCCUAAACCUUACAUCUUGGAUAGGACAGUGGUAGUUACUGUUAGUACAUUUGAUUUCUCGAAGGAAGGCGGUACAUUCUAUACUUAAUUCCUAUCGCAUGUGUUCAAAUUGGCAUUGAUAAUUCAUCACAAACAUUUCUACACGUGACACUGAGUAAGUGUUAUCAUCGUAUUGAGUCAUAUGAAAAUGGUGUCAAAGUCAAUAUACAGUUAUGUAGCAUGAAAGAAAUGAGGGCCUCUAAAGUGAAGGAUAAAAGUGAUUUUCAGUUGAUAGAUUAGUUUUCAUGAGUAAUGUAGACUUAAAAUAAUGAUGAAUCAAGCAUUUUUUGUUCUAGUGUGGUGUCUUCCUAUCAUUGCCUCGAGUGUGAUUUUUGAAAAGUAUCACAAAAUAAUUGAUUCUAAAAAUGUUGUAUUUGAGAGUGCAGUUUGUUAUACAGCUGAGUAAUGAAGAUUUGUCUAUACCUAUGUGAGCAGUUAAUGCUGUUGAGCCCAUAAUAACUUUAACUUUCAAUCACUACAAAUAGCUUCCAUGUUUGCAAUCAUCAUGCAGGACUUCUACUGCAGUUAGGUAAUUUUGAUAUAUUUUUUCUUUUGUGGUUGAUUUGUCAUUGAAAGUUGUCUUCAUCUUUAAAGACAUGUUACAGGUCUAAGGGCUACACUGGUUCUGGAUUAGAAAUGAAGCCUUGUUACAAAUGACCAAGUUGGCUAAUGCUCACAGCACUAAUUUUCUUCUAUCAGAAGACCACUGGGUUGUUCCAAGACUCUAUGCUGUAUAUAUACAUUUUGUCAAGUCACCUGGGCUCUAAGUAAAUGGUUUCCACAGUUAUUAAUCAGCCCAGUUUAAUUGUAGGGAAGGGUCUGUCUGUCUAUAUUAAUAACUGACCAGUGUUGGCAGCAAUUAUAGAUACCUCUGUAAAUUGGACUAUGCCACUUUCGAACCAGGAUGCAUCACAAGUGGGGAUAUUGGGAACUGCUGAGAUAAAGUUUAAGAAAAGUGUUACAAUAUAUGUGUUACAUUUACUUCCAUACUUAAGUACCUGUUUAACCAGAAAAUCAUGUACUUUAUCAAAAAAUAUUCACGGUAGUGAUGAGGUAUUCUAAAACAUAGUCCAAAGUUGACCAUAUUGUGUAAAUAUUUAAAGCAUUAAUUCCAGAAUAUGCCAGCUUGUGUAACUGGAGGAUCUUUGUCUCAUGUGGGAAUGCAAGGACAUGUGAUUAAUGAGCACUGGAAGCUACACUUUUUGCUGUAUAAAAAAAAAAUUGUAUUUCAAUGUACAAUCACAUGAACAUUUUGCAUUUCAUUUGCUGAUAGAGCCAAUGUUGUUUUUUGUCUUGCUGUUAAACAGCCAAAUAGCUAAAAUACAGAUUGUACUGUGACAAUCACCUGCUUGUUUUCAAGAAACAAAAAACUUGAGAUUUUAGUAAUACAGAAUUUUUUGAUGAAAUCUGUUGUAAUGUAAUAUGUUAAGUCUUUUCCUUCUCAUCAUUAUCUAAUAAAACACUAACCACUGAGUAGAUGUCUGUGUACCUCUGUAAAUGGAGGCAUUAGCUGUUUGAAAUUAGUGACCAACAGGCUUUGAUGUAAGUACAAGUGAGUUGAAUUGUCUUGCCUGUACAAGAAAUUUCAUGUUGCUAUUUAAAGUUGUUACAUUUUAAUUUAAAAAAAAUCUA